Molecule: messenger RNA, 912 nt
Organism: Aspergillus oryzae RIB40
Lineage: Eukaryota; Fungi; Ascomycota; Eurotiomycetes; Eurotiales; Aspergillaceae
Product: putative MFS transporter
Exons: 2
Coding region: 1-912 (303 amino acids)
Biological process (GO): transmembrane transport
Molecular function (GO): transmembrane transporter activity
Source: RefSeq, a predicted model, not a curated record
AUGUGGUUGUGCUUUGCGCUAGCGGUGGCCGAUAUCUUUCUGAUAUUCUUCCUGUGUCCCGAGUCUAACUUCCGGCGUCCAGAGUGGGAUCUGAUCAGUACUAACGGACUCGACACGACAGAGGCGGAAAAGGCGGACGGCGACAACGAGAUAUUCUUCGAAAAUGUGCCCCCAGAGGCGGGCUAUACUGUGCGCCAGCCCUCCCUGGCGGAUAUGAUCGUGCCAAUCCGCGCCGACCGCGAUCUCAAUUUCUUUCGGGCCAUGGUAGCGCCCCUGCAUGGACUGACCCGGCCAGCCGUGAUUUGGGUGGUCCUCCUCUACGGAUGUGCCCUCAGCCCACAGAUUAUCUUCAUCUUCACUAUGUCCUCCCUCCUGGAAGCGCCCCCCUACCUUUUCUCCUCCGUCGCCGUCGGCCUAAUGGAGGUCGCCGCACUUAUCGGCUUUCUCCUAGCCUGCUAUGGCGGUGGCAUGCUCUCCGACCUCAUCAAUGACCAUAUUGUGCGCCGGCGGGGCUACGGGCAGGUUCGCGCCGAGGAUCGUCUUCUCUCUCUGAUUCCGGGCAUGGCAAUUGGACCCGCAGGCUGCGUGCUACUGGCCUUUUUCUGCCAGAACCAUCUACACUGGGCAGCUAUCGCCGUGGGAUUCGGAAUGGUCUCGUUCGGGUCGGUUUACACUCCCAACAUUGCCAUCACUUACUUGGCGCACCGACAUCAACGGGAUGCAGCGCAGUGCUUGGUGCUGGUUAACGUGGUGAAGAACCUAGUAGCUUUUCUGUUCCUGUAUGAGGCGGUAGAAUGGGUGCAGAGCCAGGGCUAUUUACAGGUUUAUCUGGUGAUGUUUGCACUGGGGGUGGCAACCAUCGCAGGGGCUCUGCCACUUUAUCUCUUUGACGGGAAGCAGUAUGUUGAGUAA